AUGCCACCAAAACGUGAAACCUCACCUGAGGGCGAAGAAUCUUCGACGAAAAAGCCUAAAGUUCAAGCGACACCUUUAGAUCCUAAUCAACCGACGAAUAAACAGCUACCAGAUGAAUUGAGCCCAUACGAUAAACCAGAGAACGUUACGCGUUUUGCUUGUUGGAAUAUAGCGGGAUACAACGCUUCAGUGAAGAAAGGUUUGCAUAAAUAUAUACAAGCAGAGCCAGCCGAUCUGCUCGUCCUCACAGAAACCAAAAUUGACAAAGAACCAAAUGAUGAGAUUAUUAAAAACAAAUACAAGCAUUCAAAGUGGGUACCGGGUGUCAAAAAAGGCCAUGCUGGUAUUGCCAUCCUCUGGAAUGGUUCAGAGGCCAUUUCGACAACAGAUGUUUUACCUACCCAUCCAGAACCUGAAUCAACCAAAGGUAGAAUAAUCAUACUCGAGUUUAAAGAUGUAUAUGUAAUCGGUACGUAUGUACCUAACGCAGGAAGUGGUUUGAAGAAUCUCGAGGACAAGAAAGUCUGGAAUGAAGCUUUCAAGGAAUACCUCCAUAAUCUCGGCAAAAAUACCAUCUGGUUGGGUGAUCUUAAUGUCUGUCACGACAAUAAGGACCUUAGGAAUGACAAAUCCAACUGGAACAAGACACCUGGUUGGACAGAGGCUGAAGUUAGCCAAUUUAAGGAACAAUUAUCCGACAAAUUUAUAGAUGUAUGGAGAGAACAUAACCCUGAUGAAGUUGGACAAUAUAGUUAUUGGGGGUAUAGAUUUAAUGCACGGGUCAAAGGUAUUGGAUGGAGAUUAGACUACGUUAUAAUCUCGAAAGACCUAAGUAAUAAAGUCAAGAAUGCAAUAAUGAGAGCUGAAAUCUAUGGUGCAUCAGAUCAUGUGCCUGUAAUAGUUGAUUUAGAUUCUUUGCUGUUGUAA
Wallemia mellicola CBS 633.66 is the source of this 927-nucleotide messenger RNA. RefSeq names its product DNase I-like protein. The transcript is spliced from 5 exons. Gene Ontology annotation, molecular function: phosphoric diester hydrolase activity; DNA-(apurinic or apyrimidinic site) endonuclease activity; double-stranded DNA 3'-5' DNA exonuclease activity. Gene Ontology annotation, cellular component: nucleus. Bases 1 to 927 code for a protein of 308 amino acids. NCBI's taxonomy places the organism in Eukaryota, Fungi, Basidiomycota, Wallemiomycetes, Wallemiales, Wallemiaceae. Gene Ontology annotation, biological process: base-excision repair. The record is from RefSeq and is a predicted model, not a curated record.